AUGGCCGAUGACAAUGGUAAGCAAUUGGGGACGGAACAGCAGCCUGUCCGACCAGAUCCUGCUGCUCAAGUCGGCAAGUCCAAAUCCAGGUUAAAGUCUAGAGACGGCACUACGGCAGCGAAACGACGGUGUAUAUACGACCCCAAUUCAGAUCACCGUCGGAAAGGAGUCUAUAAGCAAGACAUCGACAACUUGAAAAAUCGCAAUACCACCCUCCAGACACUGGUUCAGGCAAUCCUCAAUUAUGACGAAGCUGACGUGCCGGAGCUCGUCCGACAAAUACGGUCAUGUGAAGAUUUAGAACAAGUAGCAGAUUCUAUUUUAGCGCGAGAAAAAACAUCAAGCAAGGCUGUCACCAGGGAUGCGGGUACAGACGACGAUAAUGGUCAAGUUACUGAAGUCCCCCAAUUCGAGUCUGAGCUGGCUGGGAAGAUGAGCGAGCUGAUAAUGGACGGGUCUGUGAGGUUUGUUGGAGGCACUUCGAAUUUGAUAUUCUUGCCCGCUGAGUUUUCCUUUGACGAGCCGGAUUCCUCUUUUGCCUUCAUGGAGCAGAGCCAAGAUGCGGACGACGCCAUAACUGGUUGGACCCGGGUAACGAAAAGCAAAGAACUUAUCCGCCACCUAUUGACCAUGUAUUUUACAUGGCAUUACGCAUAUUUUACAACGAUGUCUAAGAAGCUGUUUUACCGUGAUUUUAUUAAGGGACGGCCGACUCAGUAUUGCUCACCACUCCUUGUAAAUGCCAUGCUGGCCCUUGGCUGCCAUUUCAGCUCCUGGCCUGCGGCGAGGCGUGACCCAAAGGACUCCGCAACUGCGGGUGAUCAUUUCUUCAAAGAGGCUAAAAAGCUGAUAUUGGAGAAUGAUGAACAUGAAAGGGCAAAACUGUGCACUGUGCAAGCUCUUGCCUUGAUGUCAGUGCGCGAAGCUGGCUGCGGGCGAGAAGGCUCGGGCUGGGUGUACAGUGGAAUGAGUUUCCGAAUGGCGUAUGAUUUAGGUUUGAACCUCGACGGUACAGGGAUUGCCUCCCAUUCCCUGACUGAGGAGGAUAUCGACGCGCGAAGGAUGUCGUUCUGGGGAUGUUUUCUUUUUGACAAAUGCUGGUCGAACUACCUAGGACGCCAACCCCAACUAUUGAGCUCCAGCAUCUCCGUUCCCAAGUUCGAUGUCUUCCCCGAUGAGGAUGCUGAAAUGUGGUCUCCGUACACGGAUUCAGGUGUUACGCGUGAACACAUACAGCCUUCUCGAACAAGGGCAGUCUCUCUUCAAAUCUUACGUCUAAGUGAGAUCAGUAGCGAUUUACUGUCGUGUUUCUACCACCCGAAGCCUGUAGAAAGGCAUAUUGGAAAGCAAGAGGAGUUAAAGCGGCUAAGUCAGCUUCACACGAGGCUUGAAGCGUGGCGUAAAGGGCUUCCUAAAGAAAUGGAGCCCAAGGAAGGACAGCUACCCCAAGUUUUACUCAUGCACAUGUUCUUCCAACUCCUCUUCAUCCACCUAUAUCGUCCAUUCCUCAAGUAUACAAAAUCUACUUCUCCUCUUCCAUCCCAUGUAUCACCUAGAAAACUGUGUACGCAGUCCGCAUCUACGAUAUCCAAACUACUUCGACUAUACAAGCGCACGUAUGGAUUCCGACAAAUCUGUAACAUUUCUGUAUACAUUGCUCAUUCUGCUUGCACAAUUCAUCUACUUAAUCUUCCUGACAAAACCGCGAAACGAGACCUCAUCCAUGGUCUUAAGAAUCUGGAGGAAAUUGCUGAAAGCUGGCUUUGUGCCCGUCGGACUUUACGGAUCCUCGAUAUGUCCGCCCAAAAGUGGAAUGUCGAUUUGCCAAGUGAGGCUGUGGCAAUUCUGGAACGUUCACACGCCAAAUUUGGACCAUGGGGGUCGUGGGACCAGGUUCAUUCUCCGUCGAACUCAGAAGCUUCCGACAGGGAGAGAGGCAAGAGACAGAGGUCAGAAAACUCUCAAAGCUGUACGACUCCUGAACCCGUUCCAUUGUCUUCCAAAUCCACUAUACCCGCACCUGUGAAACAGGCUUCAACCCCCCUACCAAAUCCGUUGUUCUCUCAAUAUCAUGCAUUCUCCCCCGCAACCACUCAGUCCUCACCACAACAGCCCACUCAUCCGGCAAAUUUACCAUCUUCUCUGCUACCUCAUCAUACGUUCUCCGUACCAGCUCCCAAACGCUCUUACAGUUCCAAUCUCGAUACAGUGCUAAAACAUGAGCCAUGGACAAAUACCCCGCAGUCGCCAGUGGACAUGUCCACUAAGAACAACAGCUUGUCUAAUCUGAGUAUACCGCAGAUUUCUGCAUUAAGUGGUAUGGAGAGUUUAGUUGAGGCAAGUCAAGAUUGGUGGCUGAAGGAUCAAAAUGCUUUGGCAUUAGGAUUAGACAACUGGGGCGACAGUUGGGAUAAUGCUCCUGGACCAGUUUGCACUAGCAUGGGCUUUGAAGCCAACGUACCAGCAGUUGCUCUCGGAAGUAGUAACGGACAAAUCAUUGGGAGUAAUAGCCACAAUCUGGGAGCUGACCAGCUGUCAAAUGCGAACGACGGCAUGGGAAUCAAUAUGCCGUUAACGUUACCAGGCUACGACGGUGAAUAUACCGAUGAAAGCGGGCUAUCGCAGACGAGAACCAGUCUGGAUCAAGACAACCCACAGCCAGAGCAAACAUCGACGACGAAUGCCGGAUCUGGAACUCUUGGUCAAAUAUAUUACUAGUCCUCAUCGAUCCAUCGUGCGAUCUUAUUACCCAAGGAAAUGGGAACAGCUUCCCAAAACGACUCGAUGGUUCCUGAAAUCCUUCAUCAUUGCCUGUCUUGAUCCGACACUGCAUAUAUUUACUUUCCCCGAAUACGUUACCACAUUUAUUCCAUCGCUCUUUUCCUUGAACGUGGAGAUUCUGCCCAUCUGAACACCAUCUAUCUUCCUAUCGACUGAAUCUGCAUUAUGUAAAUAUACACCAAUUUGCAAACUCUUCAC
Molecule: messenger RNA, 2979 nt
Organism: Histoplasma capsulatum G186AR
Lineage: Eukaryota; Fungi; Ascomycota; Eurotiomycetes; Onygenales; Ajellomycetaceae
Product: nitrogen assimilation transcription factor nirA
Exons: 4
Coding region: 1-2718 (905 amino acids)
Biological process (GO): DNA-templated transcription
Molecular function (GO): zinc ion binding; DNA binding
Source: RefSeq, a predicted model, not a curated record